AUGUAUCGCUGUUUUUCGUCUGUUAAAAAUCGCAAAAUCGGCGUGUCGCAUGAGUGGGCUUUCCCUCUAAAGUGUUCUGCAAAACACAUGGGUGCAUUAUGCGUUUACUGUGUGCUGUUUUCACUAAAAACUGCGCAUGGUGUUAAAGGGUCAUUUACGAUAAGUUCAUUCAAGUAUGGUGGAAGUCAUACCAAUAGUAAGUGGCAUAAAGAAGUUGCCGAAACCACUCGACUGUUUCUUGAAAAUACAUCUGCUGUUGAUCAGCUGGAUAAAGCAUACAAGAAAGUUGCAGCAGAAAAUAUAAAAGUUUCAGGUUUGAUACUGAAUUCAAUAAUAUUUUGUGAUCUAGCUCGGAAAGGCAUGUGUCUUGAUGAGAGGUUAUUUAGGGAUUUAUUUAAACUAAAGAUCGAUUCAGAUGAUACAUCAUUAGAGAGCCAUUUGAGUUAA
Psylliodes chrysocephalus is the source of this 447-nucleotide messenger RNA. The record is from the annotation of a GenBank genome assembly. Lineage: Eukaryota; Metazoa; Arthropoda; Insecta; Coleoptera; Chrysomelidae.